AUGAUUGAUAAAUCGGAAGUGGACGAAUCUGUUGCUCGAACUUUGCUUGCUCGCUUUCAAGAAUUACGCAUUACAUUGAUGAUUUUGCAAAAAACUGGUAUUGGAAAAACGGUCAAUGAACUACGACGAGCUACUACCGAUGAGGAUCUGUCCAAAAUGGCGCAGAGUCUAUUGAAAAAGUGGAAAAAACUCCUUCCUGAACCUUUUGUAGCCACAUCUUCGGUCAAGGACGAUAAAUCAAUAGCAUCGACUAAUAAUAGCAAAAGUCAACCACAGAAAGAGGACUCUAUCAACAAGACUCAGUGUCAUGAAGCGAGCAAUAUGAUUGGACAAAAAACUUCUCAAUCGACCACUUCAGUUCGUAAUGUCUCAUGGCAAACAGCUGAUACAGUAAGACUCAAAUCACGUGAACUACUGGCAAAUGCAUUAUCGGUCACUGGAAUUCCUGAAGGUGCGGGUGAUCCAGUAGAAUUAUCUGAUCGCAUCGAAGAUGCCAUCUUCAAAGAAAUCAAAGAUACUACAGUUAAAUAUGGACGUCGUAUUCGCAGUCGGAUAUUCAAUCUGAGAGAUUUGAAAAAUCCUGAUCUUCGUACUAAAGUACUUCUCGGUAGUAUUACACCGGAACGAUUGGCUGUGAUGACGACCGAUGAAAUGACCAGUGAUACUUUGAAGAAAGAAUGUGCCAAAUUCAAAGAAAUAGCUCAUCGUGAAAGUCUAUUGGCAGUCGACGAAGAUGUAUGUGUUGAUUAUGGAGCAGCCAUCUGGAAACAAAAUACACAUAUACAUAAUCUUCAAAAUUUUAUACAUUCCCGUUCAUUAUUUCGUUGA
Molecule: messenger RNA, 828 nt
Organism: Rotaria sp. Silwood2
Lineage: Eukaryota; Metazoa; Rotifera; Eurotatoria; Philodinida; Philodinidae
Source: the annotation of a GenBank genome assembly